This is a messenger RNA of Capsella rubella, 3173 nucleotides long. Its product is annotated as FK506-binding protein 5. NCBI's taxonomy places the organism in Eukaryota, Viridiplantae, Streptophyta, Magnoliopsida, Brassicales, Brassicaceae. Bases 1 to 3090 code for a protein of 1029 amino acids. The record is from RefSeq and is a predicted model, not a curated record. The transcript is spliced from 5 exons.
AUGGGCAUUGACGGGAAAGAAACCAUCGCAAUAUUAUGGAAAAUUCUUGGAUCUUCGAUGAGCAUAAGCAUAAAUUUUAUGAAGAACCAUCCAGUUUUGUCCGGGGUUUCAAUGUUUUUACUCGUGCUUUACAUUUUCCUCCCUUCUCUAUUGUUCUUCUUGAUCUACUCGUCGCCGGUCCUUGCAUGUGCUCUAGUGUACGCCCGAGAAAGGCUAGGAUUGAGAUUUUCGAGCUUGUAUUCAUCUUCGGAGCCAAAGAGUUGUAGAAAAGGAGACAAGAGAUGUCAUUUGAAACAACAGCGAAGUGUUAGGCGGAAUGCUAGAAUGAAAGUUGAAGAAUGGGAUUCACAAACAAGCGAGGAAGAGAAAGACAAAGUUAUCUUGACUUCUCUUUACAAUGAUCUCCUUGGUCGUACCCCUCAUUUUGAAGAGUCUCCCAAAGCCAGUUUAGUAAACGAAGACAACGAGGAGGAGAAGGUGGUUCUUGGAGAUCAUGAAGAAGAUUCUCGUGAUUUGAGUCAUCUUAACGUUGAAGAGUCAAUGGUUUGCAACUGUGAGAUAAAAUAUGAAGAAUCAUCAGAUGGUAAAGAAGAGAUGAGUAAUGUUAACGAACAUGGGAUUUCAGAGAUUGAGAGAAAUAAGAGACUAGAGUCGCUAAUCGCUAGAAGAAGAGCGAGGCGGCUCUUUAGACUAGCUUUAGAUCAAAGGAGUAAGCUUCAAGCUGAAGAAACAACUAGCCCUAGACAGAACAACAACCACCACCUUCAUAUUACGGUUUCAAGGAACUCACUUGAAAAACGUCGGAACAAUUCAUCAGAUGCUACUACUGGUACAGGAUUACAGGUUCCAGGCUCUGCACCUUCUGUGAUGUUACAAGGGAGAAACCCUUUUGAUAUUCCUUAUGAUCCUCAAGAGGAAAGACCUAACCUUACUGGAGAUAGCUUUGAUCAAGAGUUUUCAUUGUUCAAUAACCAUAAAGAUAUGUUCUUUUGUCGUCAUGAGAGCUUCUGUCGCUUUGCUCUUUUUUCUCCGGAACAUGCUCAGUGUAUGAACAGUCCAGUUUCUGCUUCAGAUAUUUUAACUACUAGGAAACGUUUAGAUUUGGACAAUGAAUAUAUGGAUCAUACUGAACAUAUGCUACCAUGUAAUGGUAAAGAAGUUGAUACAAUAGAGAAAUAUGAUAAAAGCGUUGAGAGUACUGAUUCAAACAAAGAAGAAGUAGAAAUGAAUGACGAGACUGAUUCAAACAAAGAAGAAGAAGAUGAUCAUGAUUCAAGUUGUUCAGAAGAAAGUGAGCCAGAACUCAGCCGUUUGAACAAAGCAGAGCUCAGGGAAGCUAUAUGCCAAUCCAUGGAUAACUACCCUGGCUAUCUUGUGAAUCAAACAAGAAACAACAUUCCAAGCACAUUGCCUAAAGGUUUAGUAGCGCCAAGACUAGAUGAUCAUAACAUGUUUUACCCUCGCAAAUGCGGAAAUUCGCACAGUCGAACAUUUUCAGUUGCCUCGGAUAUGCAAGUUGAAGUUUCAGAGAUUGGUUCACCUCCUACAACAGUUGAUUGGCUUGAUGACUGGUCUAAUGGUGGAGAAUCUUAUAUGUAUGAUACAGAUAUUGACAGAGAAAUCGUCCGCAAUGAGGAAUCACGCAAGAGGACCUCUCACCAAUACGAAUCAAGAAGUGGAAUUGGAUCAAAAGAGGGGAACAAUGAGUAUGAAGGGGCUAAACCUGAGGCCAAUCCGGAUCAUAAUUCGAUGGUAGAUGAAAACCUUAUAACAGUUGAUGAUAUGUCACUGUUAGAUGAUAGCAACCAAACCAAAGAUAUUCUUGAGCACAAACCUUCUAGUUCCAGUGAUGUGUCCAAGCCUACAAGCUUUGGAAACUUUGAAGGCAUGUUGUUUCAUACAAGUGCAUCACUGUCGUCCAUAACAGAAGAACCUGAAACAAUUUUGGACUCCAUCGACGGGGGUAACUCGGAGAAUAUGAAUAAUUUUACUAAAGAACUAACUGACCUAAGACCUCUGACUACUAUGGAUUCAUCCAUGAAGACUUUGAUUGAUGAAGAAGUGGUUGAUAUGAAACAAGUAGUAAAUGAUGAUCUUUGUGGAUCUCCCAAGGCUAUUGAGUUAGAUAUCAUUGAUCAUCAGCAGAAAGACCAAAUAAUGGAUAUCAUUCAAGGAGAACAUGAGUCAACUAAGAACCUUUUGGAUGCUUCGUUGGACACUCCUUGUAUAGAAUCAUUUGAAAGAGAGGUAGAAGAAGAAGAAGAAUCACGAUUAGUCAACUUUACUGAGGAAAUAACAAAACAAAAAGAAAAUGAAGAACAUCAAAGUGAUAUGAAGAGUUCUCCACGCCAUGUUCUUUCAGAAUUACAAGAUAAUGAGGUAAUGGGAGAAAAUGGCCAGGAACUAGUCAAAGGUAUUGAUGAGAAAGCAAUACCAACAGAGGAAGAAAAAACUCACAAUGUCAUGGAAGAAUCUUUGAGCCAUCCUCAUGCAGAGUUGGUUAAAGACGAUGAAAACGCUGAAGAUAAAAGUGAUGUGAUACUUUUGCAAGUCCAAGAUAAUAAUAAGUCACCACUAGAGGAGUCAACUGAUAAGGAGAACUCAAAAGAAGGAGAAAAAUCAGAGUUACUAAUGGAAUCGGUAGUUUCAGACGACACACAAAAGUCACAAGAUCCACAACUAUGGGCUCAACAGUGUGGUUCAGAUUCUUCCCAAGGGAUAUCGCCAAGAACAUUGGAGAUCAGCCAACAACUAGAGCAAGAAGAUGUUAUUGGCUCGACCACCGUCUCUCAAGAUAUCGAUAAAGAUGAAUUUGCUGCAGUAGCCAAUGAAUUAGCUCCAGUAGCCAAUGAAUUAGCUCCAGUAGCCAAUGACUUAGCUGCUAGUGAGAAUAAUGAUGAAGAUAACCAAAAACUCUAUGAGCAAGUUGAAGCUAUGGAAAAGAAGAUAGAGCAUAAUUUAGAAUCAUUGUACAAUAAUAUUGGUAUAGUCCCUAGAGAAGACAAUGAAGAAUCCAAAAAAAUGAUUGGGGACAUGCAAAAUGCAGAGACCGAAACAACAAAAGACGAAAACAGAGACUUAGAAGAGUGACACAUUGAUGAUAAACACAUGAUCAUGCAUGGUGAAGAUAAUGAGUAAGGCUGCACGUAAGGUAUAAACCCACAAGGAAAAGU